GUUCAUUCACUUAAAUUGCUCACAUUGCAUGUAUGGAUAGUAGACGGAACCCAGACAAUAAUAAAAGAGUACGCUCGUUCAGUUCAACAUCCACUCCAUCUCCAGUAGCGAGAUCUUCAAAAAAGAGCAAACCCCAUUCUGACUCUCUGUAUAUCACUAACUACUCAUCUACUAUGGCCGAUACUGAUACUGGUUUCGCUAGUCCUCAUCACUCUCAGACUGGCCAAAAUCCAGGGAUCUCAAAUCAGCUCCUGUCCCAGACAAUGGUCCAAUCUCCACAGAUGGUGCCAAUGGUUCAAUCUCCGCAGAUGGUGCCAAUGAUGAAUUACCAACAGCCCUCUGGGUCCACUCUAACAAAUAACGAUAUCAAGCGCAUUGCGAUUGCUGUUCGUGAAAUCCUUUUACCAGAUAUCGGUAACAUUGUUGACAAGCAUAUUGCUCCUCUAUUUAAUCGUGUUUCUUCCCUGGAAGCUGAAAACGCCGAGUUACGUCUAAAACUAGAUGAUUUGGAACAAUAUGGCCGGAGAACACUAGUUCGAUUUUCAGGUUUUCCUGAAAACGAGCGGGAAGACACCACCUCUACCGUUCUUGAUGCUGCUACCUCCUGUGGUGUUGAUUUGAGCGUAGAUGAUAUUGAGCGUUCACACAGAGUUGGAAAAGCUGGCCGAGGUAAGCCUCGGCAGAUCAUUAUGAGGCUGAAGUCUGUUGACAGCAAAUUCAAACUGUUAAAAUCCAGCCGAAACUUUCGUAACGAAUCAUCAUUCAAAGGUAUAUCGGUUAAUGAAGAUCUCACUAGAUAUCGCGACGAAUUGGCCUUUCUGGCAAGGAGACUUGUCAGAACUAAAUCUAUUCUUCAGACAUGGACAACAAAUGGAAAGAUUUUGGUAAAGGACAAGUCUUCCAGACUACACACUAUACGAACUGAGCACGACUUGGUGCCAUUUGGUCAUGUCAUUGACAUGCCAAAUGAUCACCCUAUGUAA
Molecule: messenger RNA, 983 nt
Organism: Pecten maximus
Lineage: Eukaryota; Metazoa; Mollusca; Bivalvia; Pectinida; Pectinidae
Exons: 1
Coding region: 33-983 (316 amino acids)
Source: RefSeq, a predicted model, not a curated record